Trichomycterus rosablanca is the source of this 2285-nucleotide messenger RNA. It is a transcript of the gene pecam1b, whose product is annotated as platelet and endothelial cell adhesion molecule 1b. The record is from RefSeq and is a predicted model, not a curated record. Gene Ontology annotation, cellular component: plasma membrane. NCBI's taxonomy places the organism in Eukaryota, Metazoa, Chordata, Actinopteri, Siluriformes, Trichomycteridae. Gene Ontology annotation, molecular function: transmembrane signaling receptor activity. Gene Ontology annotation, biological process: cell surface receptor signaling pathway. The transcript is spliced from 12 exons. The coding region runs from base 1 to 2094 and encodes 697 amino acids.
AUGACCGUUAGGUGCCGGAAGGAAUGCCGGGAGCUGUACAUCGGGGAAACUAAACAGCCACUGGCAAAACGCCUACUCAUAAAAGGAGUCACACUUAGUGUUGAGCCAGAGAACAAGGUGGAGCGAGGCUCGAAUUUAAAGCUUACCUGCAAUGCUGAAGUUAGCCAUGCCUCUCACGCUGCUCCCACCUACAAAUACAGCUUCUACAAGGACUUCGGAGAGGAUGCUUUACACACUGAAGAGACCAAUGCCAGCAAGCCGGGGCUGUAUUACAUCAAUGAAGCACGGGCCUCCCACUCUGGCAUGUACAAGUGUAAGGUGCUGGUCGAGGGUCUAUCUAUGGAAAGCUCUACUGAGGAUAUUAUUGUUGAAGGUGGCAUUAUGACGCCAGUUUUGAUUGUGAAUAAAAGUCAGGUGACAGAGGGUGAGAAUGUCAGCGCCAUCUGCAAGGCGGAGGAAGAAUCUGGCUCUUUGACUUUCUCCCUUAAAAAUGGCUUGAAGGAAAUCUACCGUGAAGAGACCACCAAUGGUGAAGUACAUAGAACCCUGUCCUUCACAUCCAGAGGGACAGCCAGACUCACCUGCUCCUAUUUCAUAAAUCUGGAAAGUGGCAGACUGAAAUCGAAUGACAGUAAUGUGUUCAGCAUUACUGUUCUUGAACUAGACAUCACAUCGCGGAUCGUAGUAAAGCCAUCGACAGAAGUCACUGAGGGUGAUACCAUAAACAUCAGCUGUACUGAAGGUCAAAUAAACCAGAACUUACGGUCGGUCUCACUUCAGCUAGUUAAAGGAUCAAAGAUCCUCAAGCCUGACAUGAAGAACAGUGAAUACAGCAAAGUGGUCACGGCCGAGGAUUCUGGGAAAUACGAGUGUUUUUCUGUGAUGAACAACAUACAGAAAACGGACUCUGCAAACUUAACAAUCAAAGAGUUGUUCUCUCAGCCCAUAUUGACCAUAACCCCAGCCGAAGUGUUCGAGAAGCAGCAGUUUACUGUCACCUGCAGAAGCUCAGACUAUGCAUCAGAAAGAAUCAGACCCAAUGAAAUAACGUACUCGAUCUACAGGAACAACCUGAAGUUGAUCUCUGGUUCAAUCAACGGCAUGUACAAAGGCGUGGCGGGAGCAGAGACCAAUGGCAAUUAUUCAUGUGUUGCUCAAGUGAGUGUCAUCAAUAAAACAAGCCACCAGAAGAGCUUCAAAGCAAAAGUUCUUGUCUCCAAACCUAUCAUCAAGGUGGUUGGGUCGGUGAUCCUGGGAAACCCUUUUCAGAUUGAGUGUCAUUCACAGAACGGGAGCCUUCCCAUCACAUACACCCUGAAAAAGGCCAGUGAAGUGCAGGGCCAGAAGAAGGUGUCAGGACCAUCAGAGCGUGCCCGCUUUACUGCUCUUUUAUAUUCUGAAAAUGAAAUUAAUGACUUCAGAUGUGAGGCGCAGAACAACGGUCUUCAUUCUGUCCAUCUGAGUGAAUCUCUGACUGCUCAGGUUACAGUUCCCGUAGGUAGGCCGCUUCUCACGAUUGCUCCUGAUCCCAACGACAUCACCGAAAACCAAAAUGUCUUCCUAAUAUGCAGCAUUGGAAAAGGAACCCCACCCAUCAGCUUCAAAUGGUACCAUAAUGGCAGCAGUAGUCCGAUACACAGCGCUACAGUGAUGGCUAAUACUUCAUCAUACAUGCUGCGUUCCGUGAGUAGCGUAGACAGCGGCAGGUACCACUGCGAAGCCCUGAACAGCGACCAGGAGCAGAUCAGCAACCAAGUCUACAUGGCAGUGAGAAUGGCCCACUGGAAGAUUGGCUUGAUCGUUGGCUUGAUCAUCAUUGUGUGUUUGCUAUGUCUGGCCGGCCUCCUGAUACGCUACAAGGCUAAGCGAGUUGGAAUGGCAACCACCAAUGGAGCAGGAAUCUGGAGUGAGAGACCUCCAGUUUCUGACUCCAUUGAGGCAGUAGAUGUGGAUCGACCUGAAGAACCUAAUGUGGAGUAUACAGAAGUACUGCAUCCUCAAACUGACCCAACACGAGUUCCAUUAAGGAAAAAUACAGAUACAGUAUACAGUGAAGUUCAGACCUCUCCACAAGGAUCUGACAAAGAGUUUUGAACUGAGUCGGUGGAGAGAAUAAGAUCUUCAGCUCACCAUCCUUCAGUCCUUCUCACUGCACCAGUUUCUUACUGCACCAGAAAGCCUCACACCACAACAGUGCUUGUGUUAUUUUAAUUAAAUUUUUUUAGUACAGUGUACAUUUUCAGGUACUAAAAGUGUUUUGCAAUAAAAUUACUAAAGAAUUAAAA